UCUGACAUAAGGAACACCUUCUUCUCUGAAAUUGGCAUUGGGAUCUCAGCCAACAGCUUCCUUCUUCUCUUUUACAUCCUCAAGUUCAUUCCUGGGCACAGGCCUAGACCCACUGACGUGCUCAUUGGUCUGCUGGCACUAAUCCACCUACUGAUGCUAAUGUUCAUAGCAUUCAUAGCCACGGACAUUUUUAUUUCUUUGAGGGGAUGGGAUGACACCAUAUGUAAACUCAUUGUCUACCUGUACAGAAUUUUUAGGGGCCUCUCGCUUUGUACCACCAGCCUGCUGAGUGUCCUCCAGGCCAUCAUCCUCAGUCCCAGAAGCUCCUGUUUAGCCAAGUUCAAGCACAAAUCUGCCCAUUACAUCUUAUGUGCCUUUCUUUUUCUGAGUGUCCUUUAUGUGCUCAUUAGCAGUCACCUCUUAGUAUCAAUUAUUGCCACUCCCAAUUUGACUUCGAAUAACUUCAUGUACGUUACUAGGUCCUGUUCUCUCCUACCCAUGAGUUACCUCAUGAAAAGCACAUUUUGUACACUGAUGGCCGUCAGGGAAGUCUUUCUUAUUAGUGUUAUGGUCAUCUCUACUUGGUACAUGGUGGCUCUCUUGUGCAGGCACAGGAAGCAGGCCCGGCAUCUUCACAGCACCAGGCUUUCUCCAAAAGCAUCCCCAGAGCAAAGAGCUAACAGGGCCUUCCUUCUGCUCAUGAGCUUCUUUGUGUUGAUGUCCAUCUUGGAUUGCUUUAUCUCCUGCUCAAGAACUAUGUUCCUGAAUGAUCCAACAUCUUACUAUAUCCGACUCUUUGUUGUCCACAGCUAUGCCACAGUCAGCCCUUUUGUGUUUAUGAACACUGAAAAACAUGUCGUUAACUUUUUCAGAUCCAUGUAUGGAAGGAUGGUAAACAUCAUAUUACUUGGGUAUAGACCAUCACGCGGCUUUCAACAUCUGGUGCUGAAACCGGGGACCAAACCACCCGGGAAGCAGGGAGGCUCCCACUGCCGGUGCUGCCAAGGAGAGCCCUCGUUUGCGGGGAGGAUUCAGAACUGCAACAUCGAGCUAGCAGAAGCCCUUAUCGCCUUCCCCGUUGUGAUCGCUGCCAUAGCCCUCUUUCUUUUGGUUUUGUGCAAACUUGAGGGCGGCCUCAGAAGGAAAGAGAUUAACCAAAGGUCAGGGCCAUUCGGCGGCUGA
This is a messenger RNA of Meriones unguiculatus (Mongolian gerbil), 1182 nucleotides long. Its product is annotated as vomeronasal type-1 receptor A11-like. Gene Ontology annotation, cellular component: membrane. The transcript is spliced from 5 exons. Gene Ontology annotation, molecular function: pheromone receptor activity. The record is from RefSeq and is a predicted model, not a curated record. Gene Ontology annotation, biological process: G protein-coupled receptor signaling pathway. The annotation marks the transcript as partial. Lineage: Eukaryota; Metazoa; Chordata; Mammalia; Rodentia; Muridae.